Actinia tenebrosa (Australian red waratah sea anemone) is the source of this 1202-nucleotide messenger RNA. Its product is annotated as hatching enzyme 1.2. The record is from RefSeq and is a predicted model, not a curated record. NCBI's taxonomy places the organism in Eukaryota, Metazoa, Cnidaria, Anthozoa, Actiniaria, Actiniidae. Gene Ontology annotation, biological process: proteolysis. Gene Ontology annotation, molecular function: metalloendopeptidase activity; zinc ion binding.
UGGUAAAGGACUUUGAGAAUACUAGAUCUUUGGGCUGUGGAUGCUGAAAAGAUGAUCUUGAUUCUUGUACUCGCUCUUUGUGGUUUGACCACAGCAGUGGAUCAUGGCAUGUACGACCCUAACCUUUUCGAAGGAGAUAUGCUUCUGACGCCCGAACAGAAAGCAGCAGUCUUGCACGGAGUGAACGGACGUGCCUCUGUUAACACUAAACUAUGGCCUGAUGCUGUUCUACCCUACACCAUUGAUGCUAGUCUAGCAAAUGAUGCACGUGGUAUGCGGGCCAUCCGUGCUGGCAUGAAGCUUUGGACCGAUUCUACUUGUGUUCGAUUCAAACCCAGAACCAAUGAACGUAACUACGCUCAUUUCUACAUUGGAGGAGGAUGUUCAUCGCAUGUCGGACCAAUUGGAGGAAAACAGUAUAUCUCUCUUGCCCGAGGAUGUUGGAUGCCGAGUAUAGUAUCCCAUGAGAUUGGUCACUGUCUUGGCUUCUUUCACGAACAGUCUCGACCUGACAGAGAUAACUACGUGACAAUUAUUUGGAAUAACAUUCCCCAAGCUAUGAGGUUCAACUUCAACAAGCUUAGCAGUUCCCAGAUCGAUUCGCUUGGUACUCCAUACGACUAUGCAUCUGUCAUGCACUACGAUAGAACAGCCUUUGGCUCUGGACGGGAAACCAUUCGACCAAAGCAAGCUGGAGUUACUCUUGGCAACAAACGUGGACCCACAGCCAUUGAUAUCAAACAGAUGAAUCUCUUGUACAAAUGUAGUGGUGGAGGCGGCGGAGGAGGAGCAACACAAGCUCCAGUGACACAAGCUCCAGUGACACAAGCUCCAGUGACACAAGCUCCAGUGACACAAGCUCCAGUGACACAAGCACCAGGGGGUUGUGUUGAUAAAGACAACCGCUGUCCCACAUGGCCUAGCUACUGCCAAACGAACGACUAUGUGAAGGCAAAUUGCAAGAAGACGUGCAAUCUUUGUGGCGGUGGAUCUUGUCAAGAUACAGAUAGACGCUGCCCGUAUUGGCCAAGGUACUGCAAAACUAAUGCCUAUGUGCAAAAGAACUGCAGAAAGACUUGUGGAUUAUGCAGUUAGAUCAACCACACUUCAUCAACACUAUGGAUUAUUCACAUGUAGUUGACAAUAUACCUAUAUAUAUGAAUAAAUGAUCUUGACGAUUCAAUGAUCUUAGCCAAUCAGAA